GCUGUCAUUCUCCGCGGCGCGGCGGCCAGUGCGGACUGCGGUUCCUGCCCGGCGCGCGGGCGCUGUGACUGCUCCUCCGGGGCGGACUGGCGGCUCUGCAGCGCGCCGGCGCCUCUCGUGCGGGGACUCCGUGGCGUCGCAUUCCCUCGGAGCGGGAGACACGCGCCUGGAGCUCGGAGCGCAGCUCUCAAGGGCUGGCGGCCACUGCGGCGCUUGCUCCGGUCCCCGGCGCAGUCCGGAUCGCCGCGGCCGCCCGGUGCGCCCGGGAGAGUGCGCCGCCCCGGGCGCGGUAGAGCCGAGGCGACAAGGACCAGGCGGAUCCUGCGCCCGCUGCCACCGACCACCGAGGGCCAGCCGGGCUGCGCGUGGCGGAGUUGCAGCGCUUCUUAGCGCGCCGAAGCCCCAGAAGACCCCUGCCUCCUGCAAGCCAAACAACCUGAGCCUUUCCUUCUCUGAGUUCAACAGUGGAACACGACUUGGAGCUGGGAAGAGGCCAAGAAAGAAGAGAGGCCCUCCCGUAACAGCAUUUGAACAGGACACACUACUAGAACUCAGAAAUACUUUCGGACAAGCAUUCCUCCAAGCUCAGGAAUGCUCAGCCUCUCCAGCGAAGCGACAGCAAACGUGUGGUUCUCUCUGCAGGAGGACGAGGCCUCUAGACCCAUGUGAGCACCUGUGAAGAGCUGCCUCCAGCCUGCUGCUGGCCACCCCGGCUCCCGCCAUGGGCCCUGCAGGAAGCACACUGAGCAGCGGGCACAUGCAGAUGCAGAUGGUCCUGUGGGGAAGUCUGGCUGCUGUGGCCCUGUUCUUCCUCAUCACCGUCCUCAUCUUUCUGUGCUCAAGCUGUGACAGAGAGAAGAAGCCAAAGCAGCCCAGUGGGGACCACGAGAACCUGAUGAAUGUGCCUUCGGACAAGGAGAUGUUCAGCCAUUCAGCGACCAGCCUGACAACAGAUGCUCUGGCUAGCAGUGAACAGAACGGGGUGCUCACCAAUGGCGACGUUCUUUCAGAAGACAGCACCUUGACUUGCAUGCAGCAUUAUGAGGAAGUUCAGACCUCGGCUUCAGAUCUUCUGGACUCCCAGGACAGCACCGGGAAGCCCAGGAGUCAUCAGAGCCGGGAGCUGCCCAGGAUCCCCCCUGAGAACGCCGUGGACGCAAUGCUCACAGCCAGGGCUGUGGACGGGGACUCGGGGCCCGGAGUGGAGGGGCCCUACGAGGUGCUCAAGGAUAGCUCCUCCCAGGAGAACAUGGUGGAGGACUGCCUGUAUGAAACUGUGAAGGAGAUCAAGGAGGUGACGGACAAAGGGCAGGCUGGCAAGUCCAAGUCCACCUCCGCCUUGAAGGAGCUUCAGGGGCCCCACACAGAGGGCAAAGCCGACUUUGCUGAAUAUGCCUCCGUGGACAGAAACAAAAAGUGCCGCCAGAGCGUCAACGCCGAGAGCAUUCUGGGAACUUCCAGUGACCUGGAAGAGGAAGCCCCACCACCUGUCCCAGUCAAACUUCUAGAUGAGAACGCAAACCUUCCCGAGAAGGGAGAGAAGGGGGCAGAAGGGCAAGCUCCAGAGGAGACCAGUGGACACCGCAAGAGAUUUAGUUCCUUGUCAUACAAGUCUCGGGAAGAAGAUCCAACUCUUACCGAAGAGGAGAUCUCGGCCAUGUACUCCUCAGUGAAUAAACCCGGACAGUCAGCACACAAACCCGGACCAGCUCUGAAAGGGCCAGAGUUUACCUGCCACUCCCAGCAGGGGCCCCCUCAGAGGUCAUCAUCUUCCUGUAAUGACCUCUAUGCCACUGUGAAAGACUUCGAGAAAUCUCCCAACAGCAUCAGCACACUUCUCCCUGCAAGGAGACCCAGUGGGGAGCCAGAGCCUGACUAUGAAGCCAUACAGACUCUAAACAGAGAGGAAGAAAAGGUCCCUCUGGAGACCAAUGGCCACCUUGUCCCCAAGGAGAAUGACUACGAGAGCAUUGGGGACUUGCAGCAGUGCAGAGACGUCACCAGGCUCUAGAGACCCAGAACAACGUAGUCCUGAAGAGCCAGUGAUCAGCGCCCACCCGGGAGAGCGCUGCCCGAAGUGACGUCAGUCUCAUGUUGCUCUGGUUAACCGAGAUCAAGUACAGGUUCACAGCUGUUCCUCAGCUUCCAAAACCGUAAGGGAUAGCCCCACCUGUCAGGGCAGGACCCCAUGCUCACAAGAAACCCCGAGUACCUGGGGCCUCGGCAUCCCACAGAGGAAGGCAGGCUGUCAGGGGAAGCUCCACCCACCGAUGAUGCAAUUCCUUCAGCCUGGAAUACCGCCCUGCGGACCAGCCAGGGUUUUCUCCCUCACUCUCCUUUCUCCGGCUGCUCCUAGUGCUAAAAUACCUGGCGUUUCGGUGAAACCACCCCCCCACGUCUGUGGUUCAUUCCAAGGACGGUCUCCCACAGGCUUGGCGCUGGCCUUCAGCUAGAUGUUACGAUGGUGAGAAGCUGGCCGCUGGUUCCCAUUAGAUCGCCCUCUUCCUAGACCUGCCCAGUUUGUCCCCGGGAAUCUGGACUGUGCGGGCUACUAAGUCUGGGUGGGUGUCCCUGGAAUCUCUGGGGUCCUUGCUCCUGGUUUUGACCCUGCAGUGUUUUCACAAGGUACUUGAGGGACUUUAGACACUUUUUCUAUUUUUUUCUGUUCCAAACCUUCCCCCACAGCGUUCAGAAAUUUGUCAGAGCCUUCUGGGAAUUGCCAGUGACGACUACGGUACCUCUGGAGCUGUGUAAGCCCAGGGCUCUUCCUUCCAAGCAGAGGCUCAGUGCUCAUGCUGGUACCAGGCCACGUGUGCGGAUGGCAGCCGUGGUGUCUAUCCCUAAAGGGCUGUGGGCACGAAUUUAUGUUUCCAGUGAUCUCUGCUGCCCACACGUGUGACUUUCCUGUUAUCCGAUGGUAAUCUAAGAGUAAAAUGUAAACAUUUAUUUUAUUAUAUAAAUUUAUAAGAUGUUUUAUGUUUCAUGCCUAAUUUCUAGAAAGUGCCAGAAAAUAUAUAUUAACUAUUUUGAUUUUAUGUACAAUGAUUUAUACUCUCAAUUUGAAAGGACACCAUAAAGCACAUAAGCUAGAUAAUUAUGAGCGGCUUUUAGUCUUUUCUCUAACAAAGUAAUACAACAUUGAAGACCUGUAACGACUCAGCUUUCCAAACGGUACUGGGAGCUCCAGAUCCAAAACAUCCAGACCACGGGUGGCGAAAUGCGGUGUCAGUGGUUGUGAUGGACACCACUGAAAUAGUCAGUGUUAAAAACAGAACAAAAUCCGACUCAGGAAUUUGGAACUUCCUGAAUGUAUCCGACUUUCAUUCAAGGCCGAUGGCACCUUUAAGAACACCGGUAGUGGUGUCCACAGGGGGUGGUGUCCACAGUGCAGCACUUGACAGUGCAAAUUGCCUGUUAGGCUUUUUUUUUUUUCCUUCCUUCAUUUAACAAAAACCAGGGGCUGAAGUAGUUCCGAUGAAAAGUUCAGCCUGCUUUGAAUUUAGUCAUCUCUAGAUCUUCCAAGGCCAACACGGGAAACCGUGCUCACUUCUCAUUUCAAAAGGAGCCUAGCCCAAGUGCAGACAGGAAGCCUUCCUGCCCUGAUACAGACCAAGAGGGAGGCCCAUCCCCCCACUGCCGUGACAUCUGACUCCAGUGACUUAUUGAUCAUGCUGUUUUCCCUUCUUGUGACAGCGAGUGUGACUGAGGGGGUGAAGUGACCAGCUUGUGGCCUGUGUUCCCAUCCCGCAUUCAUAAACUUUCUGUCGCUGCUCUAUACCACGCUUGCGGGACUGCAAACUCAACUCUCUUAGGUGGUGUCCGUCAGCCCAAUCCACCCGUGACGAUGCCACACGGAUAAAAGCAUAACCACUGCCGAUGAGAAGGUCACGAGCAGGGGACCGCCAGCCCCAGGAGCAGCAGAGGGCAAGGAUUUUCCACAAACACUGACUUCCACCGCUAUGUAUGAAUGAGUUGAUCCAAGCGUCUCUCGGGUCACAAGUGUCUCCUUAGCACGCGGUGCUACCCAUGACACAGGGCUUGUGCUUGCCACAGCACCAUUCUUCACAGGCACCUUAUGGCUCAGAAGUUUGAUUGUGUUUUAUACAAAGUCUUAACUGAGCAGAGAAGCUGCUGUGGUCUGUAUGUAUAAAACUCUUUAGAGACAAGUUCAUUAUCAAUAAUCAUGUCAUCUUGAAAUCUCGUCUUCAGAAUGUCCCCAGAGUUUUCAAAUAUAUAUGCAAAAUAGUCAUAAAAUAUGCACUCUCCUGGUUUGAGAACCAUGAAUAAGUUGUGACAGAUCGUAUCUUAAGUGUGCUUUACAAGGAACUGGAAGGCCCUCGACACAAGUUCCGAAAGAAUAAGCAAUCGCUGUGAGGACUGGGGGAAGAGCGGGCAAGGGCAUCAGCUAGGCUCAGCUGAGCUUCGGGUACAUAAUUAGUGUAUAUUGAUUGGUGUCUCAUCAUUGACUUGAUUAUCCAGGGCUUUUUCAUUUUGUUUUGUUGUAAUUUUUUACUCUUUUACUUGGUUCAAAAUCUGUGUUCCUUUCUGAGCUGGACAGAUCCUGUGCUCUGUUUUAAAGUCUUAACCUAAAUAUUACAGAGUUUAAAUGUGUGACGGUAAUAAUCAAAGCAGACUGCCCUGUAUACAGAAACAUUCACCGCUGGUAUCCACAGUGUGUGUCUGAUCAUACCCAGCUUAUGGGAAAUUAUCUACAAAGAGAAAACUAAAUCAUAAGAUCUUUUUCUCUAAAUCAGAAUUAUAAUUCUAUUUAGCAGUAGUUAUUUCUUUUUCUUUAAAUACUUUUAAAAGUCUGAGGAAAGCAUUUUAUACUGCUUCACAUACUUCCCAAAAGUAAAACAUAAGAAAGCAUAGACUGUCUUAUGUGAAAUGUUUAAGAAAUUCUAAAAGAAGGUCAUUUUUAUAAACAGGUUGGCUGCAUAUUUUUACUUGUCCUUAUCUAAAUCAUAUCACUAAGUCUCUAAAACUUCUAAAUAAUACCAAACCAAUAAUCUUGUGAGAAAGAGGUUCAUGGUUGUUCUACAGUAAAUUCAGCAGAAUUGGAUUCUCCCACAGUAAAUUCUAAUUGAGUGCUAAAUAACAAUAGGCCAUCGACACAGAACUAAAAAUCUCACCAGCAUGCCAGAGUACUUCUACUUGAUUUUCCCCGAUAUAAUUAGAACAUCCCCCGCCUUCACCAGUCAUGAACUGUAUGUACACACACACGUGUAUGUAUGUACAUAUGUAUGUAUUCUGUGUUGCUGGCUCUGGCACUAAUUAGGCU
This is a messenger RNA of Peromyscus leucopus (white-footed mouse), 5281 nucleotides long. It is a transcript of the gene Pag1, whose product is annotated as phosphoprotein membrane anchor with glycosphingolipid microdomains 1. The transcript is spliced from 9 exons. Gene Ontology annotation, biological process: negative regulation of T cell activation; intracellular signal transduction. Gene Ontology annotation, cellular component: plasma membrane; membrane raft. The record is from RefSeq and is a predicted model, not a curated record. The coding region runs from base 722 to 2011 and encodes 429 amino acids. NCBI's taxonomy places the organism in Eukaryota, Metazoa, Chordata, Mammalia, Rodentia, Cricetidae.